This is a messenger RNA of Triticum dicoccoides, 1120 nucleotides long. RefSeq names its product probable glutathione S-transferase GSTU6. Lineage: Eukaryota; Viridiplantae; Streptophyta; Magnoliopsida; Poales; Poaceae. Gene Ontology annotation, molecular function: glutathione transferase activity. Gene Ontology annotation, biological process: glutathione metabolic process. The record is from RefSeq and is a predicted model, not a curated record. Bases 98 to 805 code for a protein of 235 amino acids. Gene Ontology annotation, cellular component: cytoplasm. The transcript has 2 exons.
CCUCGCGUGUUCUCCUCCGGAGUCUUAAAACUGAGGCACCAAAAACACAAUCUCCGUGCAAAGUUCAGACCUUGAGUUGACAGACACCACACCAGCAAUGGCCGGAGCAGUAGACGAUCUGAAGCUGCUGGGCGCGUGGUACAGCCCGUACGUCCUGCGAGUGCGCCUUGCCCUCAGCAUCAAGGGCAUCAGCUACGAGUACGCAGAGGAGGACCUCCAGCACAAGAGCGAGCUGCUCCUCCGGUCAAACCCCGUCCAUAACAAGGUCCCCGUGCUGAUCCACGGCGGCAACCCCGUCUGCGAGUCGCUGGUCAUCCUACAGUACAUCGACGAGGCUUUCGGCGGAGCCGGCCCCCCCCUCCUCCCGGCCGACCCCUACGAGCGCGCCGUCGCCCGGUUCUGGGCCGCCUUCAUCGAGGACACGCUCGUGAAAGCGAUGAACCAGGCGUCAUGGAGCAAGACGGAGGGGGAGAAAGUGGAGGGGAACAAACAGGCGACUGCUGCCUUGAACACCCUGGAGGCGGCCCUGAGGGAUAUCUCCAAGGGGAAGCCCUUCUUUGGAGGCGACAGCGCCGGGUAUGUGGACAUCGUCCUCGGCGGCCUCCUCGCAGGGGUGCGCGCCAUGGAGGCGAUGCUGGGCGUCAAGGCCUUCGACCCAGUCACGAUGCCGCUCCUGGCCGCGUGGGCAGACCACUUCGGCGCGCUGGACGAGGUGGUGGCCGUGAUGCCGGACGUGAGCAGGCUGGUGGAGCUCUUCAUGACGAUGCACGCUCAGAUUGCGGCCGAGGCCGCCACAGCAAACUAAUUACUACUCUCCAUUAUUAAUUGGACCCAGAUAUCUCGCAAACGUCAGAUUGUGUCUAAAAAUCUGCGUCAGAAUUUUAGCCUUCCAUAUUAUUUUAGCAAUUCUCGUGAAAAUUGCACUUCACGUUUUUGUGUGCUCACCGCUAGUGUCCAAAUAUGUACCUAGUAUGUGUUUGUGUGUCAGGCUACAGUUGUUUUGUACCUGAAAAUAGACGAUUUCUUUUCCAGGUACCUGAAAAUAGACGAUGAUCAGGUGUUUGAAUUGAACAUGUGCAGCCAGAUCUAUUAGACAAAGGCAAGAUACGUUCUAAAUGUA